CUGGGAUCUCUCAAUCUUCAGCAUUUACCAGAUAACCACAGAGGCAGUUUGUGUCCCUAGAUGGAUUCUGUCUGUGAUCUGAAGGUGACCUAAAGAAUCACUAUUGAGCACUGUAGCAUAAGACAGUCUGAACCUUCACUGAUCAUCAAACCAAAAGAUGAAGAACGAAAUUGCUGCCGUGGUGCUUUUUCUCUCAAGCCUAAUAAAAAAGAAUGGCAAGUUAAAAAAGGAAGAGAUUGAAAGGUUUUUUAAUGCCUUAACCAAAUUUCUACAUGAUAAAUACGCUGGUCACUGGUAUCCUGGAACACCAACAAAAGAACAAGCGUACAGGUGUAUUAGAAUAAACAAGUUUCAAGGUGCCGACCCUGAACUAGUAAAAGCGUGCAUUCUCUGUGGUUUAGCGUACGGCGACCUCGGUUUACCAAAGGAAAUCACGCUAUGGGUGGAUCCAUGGGAAGUGUGUUGCAGAUAUGGUGAAAAAAACCACGCCUUUAUUGUGUCCAGCUUUGAAAGUGAGGAUGAAGAUAAGGCUGAAAUCUCACAGAAAGUUAGUUUUGUUGCUGGUAAUAUUACCUCAGAUUAUCACUCCGGCUCCUCCUCAGAUGAAGAAGUUUACGUAAACAGUAAAAAAGGAGCUUCGGUGAUGCCAAACACAAAUGGCAGUUGUCAGAUACCAGAAUUUCUGUUUCAGUCUCUACCUGCAUAGAACAAGAUUCCAAAGAAAAAGCAUAGUUCUCAGUACAACUUUCAUCCACGUUUUGCUUCUACUUAUCAACACCCUCAAGGCAACAAGGUGUAUGGGCAUAUGCCGUGGCUGCCUACAAUCGUUCAUAAUGA
Molecule: messenger RNA, 837 nt
Organism: Bombina bombina (fire-bellied toad)
Lineage: Eukaryota; Metazoa; Chordata; Amphibia; Anura; Bombinatoridae
Product: protein BTG3-like
Exons: 1
Coding region: 158-706 (182 amino acids)
Biological process (GO): negative regulation of mitotic cell cycle; negative regulation of cell population proliferation
Cellular component (GO): cytoplasm; nucleus
Source: RefSeq, a predicted model, not a curated record